Molecule: messenger RNA, 7534 nt
Organism: Gadus macrocephalus (Pacific cod)
Lineage: Eukaryota; Metazoa; Chordata; Actinopteri; Gadiformes; Gadidae
Gene: tep1
Product: telomerase-associated protein 1
Biological process (GO): telomere maintenance via recombination
Cellular component (GO): telomerase holoenzyme complex
Molecular function (GO): telomerase activity; protein binding; ATP hydrolysis activity
Source: RefSeq, a predicted model, not a curated record
AUGGGUCUGGUCUUUCUCCUGGGCUCUAGAAACACAUCCCGGAGCAGAUUGCCCGCUGGGCCAAGAUGCUCUCCAUGGAUGAAAAGGUCCUUACAGAAAAGCUGAAUGGGGAUAAAGCCCACACGGUGGUAGAUAAGAAACAGAAAGAAUUCAACAUGAAGAAGAUGAUCGCAAGGCUCCACAUCAAAGAGCCAGCCCAGCAUGUCAUGGCUGUACUGGGAAAGAAAUACCCUGCGAGUGCGAAGCAGUUCAUCCACAGCGGGCUGAAGGGGGAGUGGGACAGGAAGAAGGCCGGGACUCGCAUGAAGCUGGAGCAGCCGGUGACCUGGGAACGGCUGCUCAGCCAGCAGGGCAACAAUGCUGCUACCUGGGAGCAGCUGAUAGACAGCAAGGCUCUGCCCUUCAUGGCCAUGCUGCGGAACCUGAGGAACAUGAUCACUCAGGGGAUCAGCGAGCAUCAUCACCAGCAGGUCCUCCACCGGCUGACCAAUAAGAACGCGGUUGUUCAGAGCAGACAGUUUCCCCUACGGUUCCUCAGUGCCUACAAGGUCAUCGUGGAGCUGAAACAGGCCGUGUUAGCGGAGAGGAAGGCUCUUCCCACAGACAAGCAGAUCCUGUUCGGGAUCCUGAAGCAGUAUCCUACCAGCAAGCGCCACCGCCGGUUCAGCUGGAAGACGGCGUCCCGCGGCAAGCAGCGCCUCCCCCUGGCGGUGCCCUUCAUAUACGCCUUGUACAUACGCAAGAGGACCCUGCUGCGCGCUGGCUAUAAGUGCCCCUACAGCGUGGAGCUGAUGGAGCGCUACGGCGCCGCCCUGGAGGCGGCGGUGCAGCUCUCCUGCGUCCACAACAUCCCCCCGCUCCCCGGACGCACCCUCGUCCUGCUCACCACAGACAUCGGCUCCGACGACGCGUUCAAAACCGACUUCUGCUGCCCCAAAGACCCUGAGGAGGAGGAGGAGAAGGAGAAGGAGGAGGAGGAGGAGGAGGAGGGCGAGGACAGUCCGAUGGAGGCAGAGGAGGAGGGCAAAGAUGGGUCAGAGGAGGAGAAGAAGAAGGAUGAAGAGGAGAAGGAGGAGGAGGAGGAGGAGGAGGAGGAGGAGGAGAAGAGCAAAGAUGGAUCGUCGUCGUCAUCGUCGAAGGAUGAGGAGGAGAAGGAGGAAGAGAAAAACAAAAGGCUCCUUACUUCUUCUGUGCGGGAAGUGGCCGUUCUGAUCUCGCUGUUGAUUGGCUGCAGCGCCGAGGAAACCAAGCUGUGUACUUACGGCUGGUACCAUUGCACAGAGGUCAAGCUGAAGUCUCACCUCGUGUUGGAGAACUUCAAGACAGUGGCGAAGCAAGUGAAGGACUCGGACAGAGACUUUGAUAAAGGCGAACAAAGGAAUCUCAAAUCAGAACUGUUUUCAAAAGAAAACAAGUGGGACAACAUCGUCGUCCUGGUCGCUGAUGGGCAAGAUUCAGAGCUGGAAACCCUCUGCACCAAAUACAUGAACGAGCCAAACAGCAAGUCCUGUCUGCUGGUGAAGCUCUUCCUGAAGGAAGGCUACAUGGAAAGGGAGAAAGCGAACAUGAACAACAAGAACCGGUUGUGCUUCGACUUCAAGAGUGAAUUCCGGGGUGUGAGUGAGCAGAUCCUCAGGAUCGUGGCGGAGCGGGGGUCCUCCCGGCUGCUUCAACACGUGGAGCACAUGGACAAGGUGCAUAAGAUCCCUCCACCAGAGGGCGCCACUAAGCUUCCCCGCACAACCAGCGCGGUGGUGCCCGUACCAGCCAGCCCCAAACUGAGGUGGCGCGGCGUGCGCGUCUUCAUCUCCUCCACCUUCCGGGACAUGCACGCCGAGCGGGACGUCCUGGUGCGGGCGGUGUUCCCCGAGCUGCGGCGGCGGGCGGCGGCCCACCGGCUCCACCUGCAGGAGGUGGAGCUGCGCUGGGGGGUGACGGAGGAGGAGUCGGGCCGCGCGGCGGAGCUGUGCCUGACGGAGGUCUGCCGCAGCCACCUGCUGGUGGGCGUCCUGGGGGAGCGCUACGGGACGGUGGCGGCCACGCCCCCGCACCUCCCCGACCUGCCGCAGCACCGCUGGCUGGCCUCGGCCCCGUCGGACCUGUCCAUCACGGAGCUUGAGAUCCGGCAGUUCGAGGCGCUGUACCCCGACGACAUGAACCAGAGAGCCUUCUGCUACUUCAGGGACCCGGGCGUGCUGCAGUCCGUCCCGGUGGCGUGGCGGUCCCACUUUGCCCCCGAGUCGAAGCAGGCCCAGGCUAAGAUGUCCCAGCUGAAGCUCCGGAUCCUGAAGAAGGGCGUGAAGGUGACAGCGGACUACCCAUGCGAGUGGGACGGGGUUGUGGGUGGGAACCCCUAUCUGAGAGGCCUGGAGGAGUUUGGCAAGGCAGUGCUGGAAGACCUCUGGACCGCUGUGUUGAAGCAGUACGUAGAGGCGGGCGACGACGAAGCGCAGUCCGCCGUCGCCGCCCUGUCGGGCGUCAGCGAGCAGGGCGACCACCAGGAGGCGCUGCGGGGACGGUUCCACGGCCGGGGCAAGCUGCUGGCGGAGGCGGUGGAGGCGGUGCGGGACGCCCAGGCCAAGGGGGGCGUGCUGCUGGUGCACGGCGCGGCCGGCGAGGGCAAGACCGUCUUCAUGGCAGCCCUGGCACACGCUCUCAGAACCGGCAACGCGUCCAAGCCCAAACCCGCCAGUGACGUCCUCUCCUACUCUACUGGAGCUAGCCAAUCGGCCCGCACCGUGGAGAACCUCCUCCGCUGUCUCGUCCAAUGGCUGAGAGCCAGGGAGGACAAGGAAGAGCAAUCACCACUUCCUGUGUCUUACACGGAUCUGAUCAAGGAAUUCCGGUUAAAGUUAACGGACGUGCAGAAGGACCAAUCGCUGGCCCUGCUGGUGGAUGGGGCGGAGCUUGUCCAGGAUGGCAGGGGGCAGCUUAACUCUGAUUGGAUGCCCCAGGAGGUUCCCAAGGGCAUGUGCUUGGUUGUGAGCGUCACCAACGGCUCAGCUCUGCUGCAAGCCCUCACCAAGAAGAAGGGCGCCAUCUUGUUUCCUCUGGGACAGCUCUCCAUGACGGACAGGAAGGAGAUCGUCCAGAAGGGGCUGGACAUGUUCGGGAAGAAACUCAGCGAUGCCGCUUUCAACAAUCAGCUCCAGACACUAAUGAUGAAGAAUGGAGCAGCCAGUCCUCUCUACCUCCACCUGGCCUGUGAAGACCUGAGGAACUUUGCCUCCUUUGAAAAGAUGAAGGAGAGCCUGCAGCAGCUCCCCCAGACCCUGAGCCAGCUGGUGGGCCGGGCUCUGGACCGGCUGCUGUCCCAGUACAGAGCGGUGGGGGGUCUGCGUCUGGCCCUGGGGGCCCUGGCCCUCAGCACCACUGGCUUGCGGGAGGGCGACCUGUACGGCCUGCUGAACUCUGUCUCUGAGCGGCCCCCCGGCAGCGGCCCGGGCCCCUGGCCGACCGCGCUGCGUCUCGCCCGGACCCCCACCGGACGCGUUCCCAUGGCGACCUUCACCCAGAUGGUGCGGAGUCUACAAAGCCUGAUUGGUCAAGCUCACAGCAGAGACGACCUAUUGGCUCUCACCAACCCAGACGUGAGGCAGGCCUUCGAAGAGCUGCUCCUUCCUGAUAGGACCGACCGAAUCUGCUGCCAUCAGAUACUGUCAGCCCACCUGUGGGCGGCUGCGGACCCCCUGGGGACGGAGACCUUCCUCCACUGUGAGGCCGACCACAUCAAGCAGCUGCCGGACCACCUGAUGAAAGGUGACCAAUGCGAGGCGCUGGGCUCGCUCCUCUCCAACUACUACUUCCUGUAUGCUAACGUGCGCCACGGUCUCGUGCACCACCUGCUGGAGAUCUACAGCUCCUACGGGGGCAGCAUGGGCCUCAGUGCUGAGCGCUGCGCGGACUUCCUCCGCCGCCACGCCGUCCUGCUCUCCUCCUGGCCCCCGCUGUUCCUCCAGCAGGCCCUCAACGAGCCCCCGUCCUCCGGGGCCCACGCCUGGGCCCGGGGGCUGGUGGGGACAGUGGGCCCCCGGGGCGUGGUGCGGCUCCUGAACCACGACGGGGAGAACGAGGCCAGGCCGGACAACUGCGAGCUGGUGUCCACCUUCUCGUCGGAGCCCACCUGCGUGGCGUUGAAUCCCCGCGCUGAGCUGGUGGCGGUGGGCACGGGCCAGGGCACGCUGCACCUCAUCCACACCCAGACCGGACAGGUUGUGAAGUCGCUGGAGAGCAGCUGUGAUGGCAUCUCCAGCUGUGUCUUCCUGACAGACGUGACCCUGGCCACGACCUCCUUCAGCGGACAGAUCGAGGUGUGGGACACAGAGAACGGCUGCAGGACUGCCCUCAUAGAAGGACACUCCAACAGGAUCACAGGAAGUGAUGUGUCGCCAGACAGGAAGCAUCUCGCAACGGUCUCCUUGGACUUUCAACUGAAGGUGUGGUCCGCCACGAAGGGUCACCAGGUGGCAUCUCGCUAUGGCAACAGUCCCAUCAAUUGUGUGACCUUUAACCCCGAGGGUGACCUGCUGGCCUUUGGUUGCUGGGACGGAAAAGUGGUGCUGUGGAACUGGCUGCAGAACAAACUCAUAAGGUCCAUCACCGGCCACGAGGGCUCUGUCCGUAGCCUCUCCUUCUCCUCCUCCUCCUCCUCCUCCUCCUCCUCCACGCUGGUGUCGGGCUCCCUCUCGGGGGAGGUGAAGGUGUGGGCGGUGCCAGAGGGGACCUGUGUGGGGAGCUACCAGGCCCACCGGGGCUCCACGUCCGCCCUCACCUUCCUGGACCAGGGGAACAAGCUGCUGAGUGCCGGGGCGGAUCACACGCUGCACCUCUGGUCAGGGGGGCUGGGCUGUUCGUUGGCGACGUUACGACAGGGAAGGUGUGAGCAGGCGUCCCCCCGGAAGAGGCCCCGGUCCUCGGAGCCCCCCGCCCUCUGCGUGGCGGUCAACGGGGGCUGUGCCGCGGUGGGUUACCACGGCAACGGCCUGAGGCUCUUCAGCCUGGACUCAGAAACGAGUCAGUGGGCCAGCGAGGACCUGCGGGUGUCCGUGCUGUGCCUGCUGUGGCUGUCUGCCCCCCCCCCGUCUGGCGCGGACACGGAGCCGGCGGGGGCGGAGCUCCUGGUGUCGCCGGGGGCGGAGCUCCUGGUGUCGGCGGGGGCGGACCGCCACCUGAGGCUCUGGAGGCGGAGCGAGGAGGGGAAGCUGGUGACCCUGGGAGACUUUGGGGUGCAGACGGGGGACAUCUUGGCUCUGGCUCAGAACUCAACGCAUCUGGCCUCUGCCUCUGACGACUUCACCAUCGCCCUGUGGUCAGUACCAGAUCUGACCCUCGACCCCUGGGUGGCCCCCACGGCGGUCUCGGUUCUCCGGGGCCACAGCCGAGGGGUGACCUGUCUGGCCUUCAGCCCCGACGGUACACAGCUGCUCUCUGGAGGAAAAGAUCAGGCCCUGGUGCUGUGGGACACCGGCUCUAGUCCCCCGGCGCUCUCAAAGUCCCUGCUGCACGCGCACAAAGACUGGAUCACGGCCUGUGCCUGGGCUGCAGGCCGCGCUGUCAGUUCCUCAAACGACGGCAGUAUCUACGUGUGGAACCUGGAUUCCAGCAGUCGUAUCAUGAGUAUCACCUGGAAGAAUCCCCUGACCUCCAUCUGUGUUCAGGGAGAGUACCUGGUGGCCGGCUGCACGGAGGGGGCCCUGCAUGUGUGGAAGUGGGAGUCGGCCACGGAGGUCAGCCACGUCCCCGCCCACGCCCAGCGGAUCCACCACUGCUUCGUCCUCCCCAGUAAAGACAAGCCAGAGGAUAUGGUGGUCGCCACGGCGUCUGAGGAUGGCUCAGUGCAACUCUGGAAGCCCUUCCAGGUGGAGCACUUCUGCACUUUCCAAGGUCACAGCGGUGCCGUUCGGGGAGUGGUGUCCAAGAAUGGAUUAACAGAGUUCCUCACCGUGUCUGCAGACCUGUCGUUGAGGUCCUGGGCGUGGGAGAAAGACAGCGCCCCAGCCCCCAAGGUGCUGAUGGUUACAGCCAUCUGCUACUCCCAGACUGAAGAUGCACUGCUGGCGGCCUACGAGUCAGGCCUGGUGGAGAUAUGGCAGCAAGGUGCCGUGGUCGGCCGCAAGCAGGUGUCGGACAGGCCCAUCUUGGCCAUGUGCUCGAUGCCUGACGCUCGGUUCGCUGUGUCCUGCAAGAGGUCUUCGGUCCAGCUGUUGAAGCUGGUGUGGAGCCCUGGCAGCCUUGGGGCCAGCCUGGUGAAGGUGUCCACGUUCCCAGUGAAGCAUCCGCUGGCACACCUCCACUACUGCUCUACUCUGAUUGGUGUAUCCGAGGCCGGAACAAUCACUGAUGUCAUGGUGGAGAGCCGACAGGACACAUGCCCGAGCACAGGGCAUGUCUUCGGGAUGUUCACCAACGAUUCCAAAAGCAUGUGGUUGGUAGGCAGAAGGGAAGACGAGCUGGAGCUGUCGUUUCUGUUUGUGGUUGGCCUCACGGAGUACAGUGAGUUGUCCUGCACCAAUGUGACGCUGCCGACCAAGGGGGAGGAGGGGAUCACUUCCAUCACUGCUGUGGCCGUGGAGGAUGGCCUGAUCGUGUGCGGAGACGUGGAUGGAAACAUGUGGUUCAAGGACUCCCUCGUGCUGUCGCCCUGGAGCCCCAGGAGACCGGCCCACCGCGACAGGAUCAGUGUGAUAAAAAUCACCAGCACCGCCAUCAUCUCUGCCUCGCACGACCAGACCGUCAAACUGUGGGACAAGAUCACCAAGAAGCAGGUCGGUAUGUUUGUGUGUGGAAGCCCGGUUCAGGUUCUGGAGGUCAGCCCACGGUGUCCUGGGGAGCUGGUGUGUGGAGAUGAGAUGGGCAAAAUCUACUUCCUACGCUGGAACCAGUGACACAAACGCAAACACUAACCCUGCCUUAUAAUGCUUCACUUUAUUAAUCACCUUUAAAUGAGUAUGAAUAUCCAAUGCGGCUCAAUCAAUUUCCUGGCGAGCUUGAAUGUAAUGGCGUCAAUUUUAAGCACUUUUACUAACAUGGUGUGCCUUGAAAACUUUAAAAUGUUGUCAUUAAUAUAUAGGAUUUGCGUUCAACAACGUAAGGGAGGAACCCUCAAUGUAACCAGGUAGCCUUAAAGGGGUUUUGAAAGUCUACAAAUACUUUGCUUUCAUUUUGUUUAAUUUCAUCUUCAAGAGAUCAGAACUAUGACCAAAAAAGUGGUGUAUAUUUAAUUUGAAAAUGAAUAAAUGCUGUAAAAACGACUUGUGUUGUAUUUUGGUCAAUUAUUCGAAUCUUAUGUCUCUUAAUGCCAUCAUUUAUCAAAAGUACUUGUGUUAAAAUUGAAUGAUCAUGUAACCCUUUGUGGUAGGGUAAUGACUUAGUUGAAUCUGACACAUCAAAUCUACUAUGUAAACAUCCCUUAUCAUUUAAUGAUCUUAUGACCUUGUUAUCUGUGUAAAUGCUACUGGAUUGCUUCCGCCAUGAUUUUAAAUGGCACCAUAAAUCUUCCUCUGAAUAAAAUAAAUCCAACCAAUGGGCACCCUAA